ACCAAUUAUUUUUUUUAGAUAUAUGAAGAAUAAGAGAUGAAUUUGGAGCAGGACCGGUCAUAUGUAUGCAAUGCUCCUGGUUGCUCACAGCGGUUCCCCACCGAGGAUCACUUGAUGAUUCACAGGCAUAAGCACGAAAUGACCUUGAAGUUCCCUUCAAUAAAGAAUGAUAACAUUCUGUCAGAUCAGACACCGACUCCAACUCGGUUCUUAAAAAACUGUGAGGAAGUGGGGUUAUUCAAUGAAAUUGACUUGGAACAGGAGUUCAGAAGUGCACAAGAGGAAGAAAACACAAAAAGGAAUAUCACCCUUCAUGGAGGAAUGACAGGACCAGUGCAGCACCAGCUAUCAAAUUCAAGAAUGCCAAAUCAUGACACCAGCGUUGUAAUUCAACAAGCAAUGCCAUCUCCACAGUCCAGCUCGGUCAUCACCCAAGCACCUUCCACAAAUCGCCAGAUUGGGCCUGUCCCGGGCUCUCUUUCCUCAUUAUUACAUCUGCACAACCGACAAAGACAACCCAUGCCCGCCUCUAUGCCUGGUACUCUGCCCAACCCCACCAUGCAAGGGUCCUCUGCCGUCUUGAUGCCUAUGGAAAGACAGAUGUCAAUGAACUCCAAUAUCAUGGGGAUGCAAGGUCCCAACCUAGGCAAUCCUUGUGCUUCACCUCAAGUCACUCCAAUGCACUCAGAUGCCAAAAUGAGAUUAAAGGCAGCUUUAAGCCAUCAUCCUGGAGCCAUAUCUAAUGGGAAUAUGAACUCAAUGGGACAUAUGAUGGACAUGAUGAACUCCCGACAAGAACAGGCGCCACAUCAUCAUAUGCACUCACACCCACAUCAGCAUCAGAACUUGUCACAGCACCAUCCGUAUUCUCAUCAGCAACACCAGCACCCUGCACAUCAUCCUCACUCCCAGCCCCAUCACCAACAAGGCCAUCCUCACCACCACUCCCACUCACACCUGCACCCACAUCAAUCACACCAUCAGACGUCAACACAUCCUCCCCUGCACAGUGGUGGACAAGCACAGCUCUCACCAGCAGCACAGCAAAUGCAGCCCUCUCAGACAAUACAGCCCCCUCAGCCGACGGGAGGCCGACGCAGGCGGGUGGUGGAUGAGGAUCCAGACGAGAGGCGGCGAAAGUUUCUGGAAAGGAACCGAGCAGCUGCCACACGGUGCAGACAGAAAAGGAAGGUCUGGGUGAUAUCACUGGAAAAGAAAGCAGAGGAACUCACCCAGACAAACAUGCAGCUUCAGAAUGAGGUCUCCAUGUUGAAAAAUGAGGUAGCACAACUAAAACAGCUUUUGCUUACACAUAAAGAUUGUCCAAUAACUGCCAUGCAGAAAGAGUCACAAGGAUACUUGAGUCCCGAAAACAGCCCGCCUGAGAGUCCGGUUCCUGCCUGUUCCCAGCAGCAAGUCAUUCAGCAUAACACCAUCACAACUUCCUCUUCCAUCAGUGAUAUGGUUGGAAGCUCCUCUCUCAACCCUCUUGCCAACCACAGAACAGACCUAAACACGAUUCUCUGAAACAAUGGGUUCAAAAACUGCCUUCGGGAGUUUGGUAUUAAAUCAGAUCUUCCAUUUUUACAAACAUUUUCUCAACUUUAUUUCAAUCCUGGAAGUCUCUUCAGUCAUUGAAAGACCUUGCCUUUCUUUUUUUAUAGUAUUCCUUCAAACUGUGUCUUCUUUUUUUCCUUAUAAGAAAAGGGAUUUAUG
Nanorana parkeri is the source of this 1716-nucleotide messenger RNA. RefSeq names its product cAMP responsive element binding protein 5 (gene CREB5). The coding region runs from base 37 to 1527 and encodes 496 amino acids. Gene Ontology annotation, biological process: regulation of transcription by RNA polymerase II. Gene Ontology annotation, molecular function: cAMP response element binding; DNA-binding transcription factor activity, RNA polymerase II-specific. The record is from RefSeq and is a predicted model, not a curated record. The transcript is spliced from 10 exons. NCBI's taxonomy places the organism in Eukaryota, Metazoa, Chordata, Amphibia, Anura, Dicroglossidae.